UUUCUUAAAAUCAAACUCACGCUAAAUCAAAACCCCAAUGUUGACGAGGUGAAGCUAAAAGAGCCAAAGAAAGAGCAACAGUGGCAUCUCCGCAUCCAGCGUGAGACACACUCAAAUGAAGGAGCAAUUACCAAACCCAAUCAAGCAAACCUGAACUGUCAACGUAAUAUCCACGUUCCCCCAAAACCCCACACACCUCGUUUUGAACGAAUUCUCUUUCUCUUUAUCCUGUUCUGUUCCCCUCAUAUCACUCACUCCUCCGUUACCGUUUCAGCUUUGUGAAUCCUGGGAUGCCUCUAUUCUUCUCCUUCAACUCAAUGCCACUCCAAGAUUCGAAACAUGGUGAAUGACAACAAAAGAGACAAAAAAAAUUGAAUUUUGAAAAGUGGGUUUUGGGCCCUUGAAGCAUACUGAGUGUGUAUUAGGACUGUUGAUUAGGUGAAUCCAUUGGAUUGGGGAAUUAAGUGUACUGUCAAUGGGGGGUGAAACAAUGAACGGGUCAUGGUUCAGUGUUUUGUGGCCAGUCUCUCGCAAGAGUGCAUCAGAUAACAAGGCAGUAGUUGGAGUUUUGGCAUUAGAAGUUGCAGGGUUGAUGUUGAAGGUGGUUAAUUUAUGGCAAUCUUUGAGUGAUGCGGAGGUAUUGAGCCUGAGGGAGGGGAUAGUGAACUCAGUUGGAGUUAAAACACUGGUGUCUGAUGAUGAUGAUUACUUGAUGGAACUUGCAUUGAACGAGAUACUUGAUAACUUUCAAUCUCUGGCACGGUCUGUGGCUAGAUUGGGUAAGAAGUGUGUGGAUCCAGUUUAUCAUCAAUUUGAACAUUUUGUUCAUAACCCGGCUCAGAAUUAUUUCCAAUGGUCUGAGUGGGAGUAUAGGUGGAAAAAGAUGGAGAGGAAAGUGAAGAAAAUGGAAAAAUUUGUUUCCGCUAUGACACAGUUUUGUCAAGAGGUUGAGGUGCUAGCAGAGGUUGAACAGACUUUCAGGAGAAUGCAGGCAAAUCCGGACUUGCAUAAGGUGAAAUUCCUCGAGUUUCAGAAGAAGGUCAUGUUGCAUCGCCAGGAGGUGAGGAAUCUGAGAGACAUGUCUCCAUGGAAUAGAAGUUAUGAUUAUGUUGUCCGGUUGUUGGCGAGAUCGCUAUUUACAAUCCUGGAGAGGAUCAUACUUGUCUUUGCAAUUAAUCAACCACCAACCGUUCAAGAACAAAAUGAUUAUCAGCAUAUGAAUGCUAACAAUCUUCUACGAAGUCAUUCCUUUUCUGUUAUGCAUUCUUCUGUUCAUCCUUCAGAGAAUGAUCUCUAUGGCUUCAAUUCAGGACCUGUUGGGGGGAGGCCAGUAUCAAAAUCAGGUUUUUUAGUUGACAAGGGCAGAAGAAAAAAGAAACAGCAGCAAGCUCUUCACGAACCAGCUUUAUUCAGAAAGAACCUGCAUUCAGAAAGCAAACAGUUAGGACAUAUUGUGGCCUUCAAAGGCUGUAUGUCUGCUGCAAACAAUUCUCCUGUCAUACAGAGCUGUAUGCAGACUAAUGGUGGCUCCAUGAGGUUAACUGAUUGUCAAUUGAAAUCUUUUGAUAAAAUGAAAACAGUGGAUAAGUUAUCUCUCUCCAACAGAAUUAGGAUAUACUCUAAAUUAUCCAUAAAAAACCGGUUAAAGCCAGUUUCACUUACCCUUGGUGAUGCAGCUCUAGCCCUACAUUAUGCAAAUAUGAUUGUAUUGAUUGAGAGGAUGUUGUCAUCACCUCACCUGGUUGAUCUUGCAGCAAGAGAUGAUCUGUACAAUAUGCUUCCAACUACUGUAACAACUGCUUUAAGGGCUAAGCUUAAGUGCCAUGCGAAAAGUAAAUCAUCCUCCAAUGCUCAUGAUGCAAACCCUGCUGCUGAAUGGAGUCCGGUGCUUGCACAGAUAUUAGAAUGGUUGGCUCCUCUAGCACAUAACAUGCUAAGCUGGCAUUCUGAGAGAAAUUUUGAGAAGGAGCACUCAGUUUUCAACGCAAAUGUUUUACUUGUCCAAACUCUUUACUUUGCAAAUCAAGCCAAAACUGAGGCCGCGAUAAUUGAUCUUCUUGUAGGUCUCAACUAUGUGUGCAGGAUUGAUACAAAAGUUGGCACAAGAGAUACACUGGAUUGUGUUAGUACUAGAUCUUUUAAUGGUGUUCAUUUGAGAAAGAAUGGAAUGUACAAUGAAUUUUUAUAGACUAUGACGUUUUGACAACGUCUGAAGGUUAAUGCCAUCAGCGCUGUUUAGCUCUAUCAUUUUCAAAUGAGAGGCUUUGCCGAAUAGUGGCUUUAUUUUUAGUA
Messenger RNA from Glycine soja, 2292 nucleotides. RefSeq lists its product as uncharacterized. The record is from RefSeq and is a predicted model, not a curated record. The coding region runs from base 476 to 2188 and encodes 570 amino acids. NCBI's taxonomy places the organism in Eukaryota, Viridiplantae, Streptophyta, Magnoliopsida, Fabales, Fabaceae. Gene Ontology annotation, biological process: positive regulation of growth. The transcript has 3 exons.